This is a messenger RNA of Seriola dumerili (greater amberjack), 1438 nucleotides long. It is a transcript of the gene rpf2, whose product is annotated as ribosome production factor 2 homolog. Gene Ontology annotation, cellular component: nucleolus. Gene Ontology annotation, biological process: maturation of LSU-rRNA from tricistronic rRNA transcript (SSU-rRNA, 5.8S rRNA, LSU-rRNA); ribosomal large subunit assembly. Gene Ontology annotation, molecular function: rRNA binding. The transcript has 10 exons. The record is from RefSeq and is a predicted model, not a curated record. Lineage: Eukaryota; Metazoa; Chordata; Actinopteri; Carangiformes; Carangidae. The coding region runs from base 125 to 1051 and encodes 308 amino acids.
UCAACUACCGGAAAAGACCAAAGAAGAAGAAAAAACACCAAUGUUGUCUUCCGCUGCUUCACUUCACGUGGGGGAACAGCACGAGCGUUUGAUCCUCUGUCAGGACGAAGAAUAAAGACACAAAAUGACACAGUUAGACGGUAUAGUAAAACCCAAGUCGAAGCGCUCCAAGCGGUUCUUGGAGAGCAGGGCGCCGAAGCUGACGGAGGAUGUGAAGACUGCCAUGAUCAUGAAAGGAGGGAACACCAGUCAGACCAUCACCCAGGCGCUCAAGGACCUAUAUUCCCUGAAGAAACCCAAUGCUGUGCUGUACAAGAAGAAGAACAUAACUCGGCCAUUUGAGGACUCAACAUCGCUGGAGUUUUUCUCCAAGAAGACAGACUGUUCUCUGUUUCUGUUUGGCUCUCACAACAAGAAACGGCCCAACAACCUCAUAUUUGGUCGUCUGUUUGACUUCCACGUGCUCGAUAUGAUUGAACUUGGGAUCGAGAAGUUUGUCUCUCUGAGUGACAUCAAGACCAGUAAGUGUCCCGAGGGGACGAAGCCCAUGCUUGUGUUUGCAGGAGAGGCAUUUGAUAUAGACAAUGAGCACAAACGUCUGAAGAGUCUUCUCACAGACUUCUUCAGAGGCCCCACUGUGUCUGCAGUGCGUCUGGCAGGUUUAGAGCAUGUGCUGCACUUCACUGCCCUGGACGGGAAAAUAUUCCUGCGCAGCUACAGGUCUCUGUUGAAGAAGUCCGGCUGCCGGACGCCGCGGAUAGAGCUGGAGGAGAUCGGGCCGUCGUUUGACUUUGUCCUAAGAAGAACACACCUGGCUUCAGAUGACUUGUACAAGUUGGCCCACAGACAGCCCAAGGCCCUGAAGGCCAAGAAGAAGAAGAACAUUUCCCACGAUGCCUUUGGUACCAAGUUCGGCCGGGUGCACAUGCAGAAGCAGGAUCUGUCCAAGCUGCAGACACGCAAGAUGAAAGGCCUGAGGAAGAGGAAGGGGGAGGUGGUCGCCGAAGAGCAGGAUGGACAGACAUCCAAAGUGGCCAAAGUGGACAGCUGAUGUCUGAGACAGACAGCUGGACUCAUUCACCACCUGUGCGUGUCCAUCCCUUUGUUUCUGAGACUGACCAUGUGCUGAUCAUUACCAGCUUUUUACUGUUGGAGGGCCUCGGCAUGAUAGUGGCCACCAGGUCAGGAUCCAGAUCUAUUACUUCUUGUCUUUCGUUUCAGCCGUGUGUUUUCCCCGUGUUACAUUCAGAUGCUUCUUUGUCUCGAGCGUUGUAAACGUGUCAGCUCUCGGCUUGUCUGGUAAACACAGUCAGUGUUGUCUAUGUACUGAAUUAUCAACAGAUUUCUUCGUUAAUUUGAAGUGUGUAAGAAAAACAAAGAGAUAUUUUACUGGCAGCACUCGCUUUAAAGGAAAUAAAACCUUCUAAUCUUCCUGUUU